GUCUUUAUCUGAUUGCUGCAUUGUAUGCCUGCACCUUUGCCGGCAUAAAACUACGUGACUGGGGAUAUGCGCGACGGGAGGCGCGCCUCAACGAGAACCGUGAAGUGCGCAUAGCCUUGAUGCCCUUCCUCAUUGCCGAACAACAGCGCAUGUACUUGAAACACCUUAUUAAGAACCGGGACUACGAGAAGGAACUGAUGAAGGAUGUGCCCGGCUGGGAGGUCGGCCAUUGGCAUGACUGCCCCCUCUACCACAACCCGCGUGACCUCUGGUGUGAGCCUAGCUUGCAAGAAUACUACGCUCAUCAGUCUAAAAAGAUGCGAGAGAAACAUCUAUAUGCCCAUAUGGAGUACUAA
Molecule: messenger RNA, 356 nt
Organism: Dibothriocephalus latus
Lineage: Eukaryota; Metazoa; Platyhelminthes; Cestoda; Diphyllobothriidea; Diphyllobothriidae
Source: the annotation of a GenBank genome assembly